Fusarium sp. VM40 is the source of this 360-nucleotide messenger RNA. NCBI's taxonomy places the organism in Eukaryota, Fungi, Ascomycota, Sordariomycetes, Hypocreales, Nectriaceae. The record is from the annotation of a GenBank genome assembly.
AUGACUGUCGUUCACAUUGUCCUCUUCAAGUUCCGCUCCGACGUCGACACGUCUCACCGCGAGACCUUUGUGCGCGAGCUCAAAACCCUCAAGGACCUGCCAUGUGUGAAGAACCAACGUCUCGUGGUAGGAGGGCCGUCGAUCACCGAUCCCAUUGAGCGGAGUAAAGGCUUCCAGAUCUGUCUACUGAGUUUUCACGACAGUCCUGCCGCACUGGCAGAGUAUCAAGCGAGCAGCGAGCAUCACAGGGUAACAAGUCAGUAUCUCUGGCCUUUUGCAGAGGAUGUUACAAGGUUCGAUUUCGAAGUUGAUGAGAAAGAUGAGGAUACAUUCGAGCGUAGCUUUGGGUUUUUUAGUUGA